Molecule: messenger RNA, 975 nt
Organism: Monopterus albus (swamp eel)
Lineage: Eukaryota; Metazoa; Chordata; Actinopteri; Synbranchiformes; Synbranchidae
Product: secreted frizzled-related protein 5
Exons: 3
Coding region: 115-795 (226 amino acids)
Biological process (GO): non-canonical Wnt signaling pathway; canonical Wnt signaling pathway
Molecular function (GO): Wnt-protein binding
Source: RefSeq, a predicted model, not a curated record
UAGUGUCUGAGGAAAGGACCUGGUUUCACACAGAAGCCAUGCCAUCAAAGCCCUGUAACGUCCUUUUGUCACAUUAGCAACUCUCAUGUGAGAAAGAGAACAACGAGCAACCAAAUGCAAUCUAAUUCAGUUCUCUGCCACUACACUACUGCUCUAAAUCCUUUCAUCUAUUCAGUGCUGCCCAUGUUCCCUGUCCAUCUCUUCUUUAACAGGGUUAUAUCACCCUGCAGGAGUUUAUGUGAGUCUGUACAGGACAGCUGUGCACCAAUCAUGAGUUGCUAUGGCUACCCCUGGCCAGACAUUCUGCACUGUGACCAGUAUCCUGUAGACCAUCUCAUGUGUAUCUCCUCCAUUACAAACACCACUGCUCACACCGGGGGGAGUAGAGUGCCCCAGGCAAGCUGUCGGGAUUGUGAGCUAGAAGAGGCAUCCUCUUCAAAAGAGACAUUGGAGACCUUCUGUAGAAAUGAUUUCGUUGUGAAACUGCGUCUAACACGGCUCGAGUAUAGUCCAGUGAGUCUGUCUCGGUUCUCGCUGACUGUCAAACUGGAUGUUCUCAAGCAUGGACCCCUGCUGGGUGGGCAGAUCCGCUCCCGCAUCGAGCUGUGGUUAGAGAGGGAUGCCACAUGUGUAAAGAACAUGACACGGCACCACCCAGAAGGCGGCACCUUCCUGGUGACAGGCAAAGUGCAGGGGGAGCAUUUGGUGAUCAAUAAGGCUUAUGCCUGGCAAAAGCGAGACAAGAACCUGAUGGCAGCAGCACGCAAAUGGAAACAUCACAGAUGCAGAAGCUAGGAUUAUGGGUUCUGAGAGAAAAUCAAAAGAACUAAAUUAUUGCUGGGAGCUAGGGAUUGCAUUUAAAAUAAUUAAGUCUACAACUGUAAAAUCAAAAUUUCAAAUCAUGUUCAAGCAUUUGUGGUUACAGAAAAGAUUAUAUGCAGGAAGCGGGUGACAUAGGAGCUCAGAGUAUCAACA